Messenger RNA from Camellia sinensis, 812 nucleotides. Its product is annotated as transcription factor bHLH93. Gene Ontology annotation, biological process: regulation of DNA-templated transcription. Lineage: Eukaryota; Viridiplantae; Streptophyta; Magnoliopsida; Ericales; Theaceae. Gene Ontology annotation, molecular function: DNA-binding transcription factor activity; protein dimerization activity; sequence-specific DNA binding. The record is from RefSeq and is a predicted model, not a curated record. Gene Ontology annotation, cellular component: nucleus.
GAAACUGAGCAGUCAUGUGGGCAGCAAACAAAGUGAAGUGAUGAUAAUGAUUUAAGAGCUCAUCAUCUGCUCUUUAAACAUCUUCAGAGCUCUCCACAGACACAGAGUGAUAGAAAGAAAGUUAAGGGGAGAGAGAGAGAGAGAGAGAGGUGUCUGAGGAAAGCUGAAAGGGUUAAGAGAAAAGGAAACCAUGGUGUCUAGGGAGCACAAGAGAGCAGCACUGCAUGAGAAGCUGCAACUACUUCGCUCCAUUACAAACUCUCAUGCACUAAACAAAACCUCAAUCAUAAUAGAUGCAUCGAAGUACAUAGAGGAGCUGAAGCAGAAGGUAGAAAGACUGAAUCAAGCUAUUGGGACUGCGCAAAAUUCAAGUGACAAAGAUCCAAGGCCCGUGCAGGUUACAGUUGAAACCCUAGAAAAGGGUUAUCUGAUUAAUGUAAUUUCAGAAAAGAAUUGCCCAGGUCUACUUGUCUCAAUACUUGAAACUUUUGAUGAGCUGGGUCUUAAUGUGCAAGAAGCUAGUGCCUCCUGUGAAGAAAGCUUUCGAUUAGAGGCAGUUGGACAAAAUGAAGAAAGUACGGAAAGCGUUGAUGCCCAAGUGGUAAAACAAGCUGUGUGUCAGGCUAUCAAGAACUGGAGCGAAAGCAAUGAGCAAGAUUAGCCACCAAAAAAAAAAAAAAAAAAAUGUUUAGCCAAAAGUAUUUCAUUAUGAUAUAUUUCUUUAAUUCUCUCUUUCUAAGUUUUGUCCCUUUCUGCUGUAGGUUGACAAUGUUGUCAAUAGAAGGAAUUAGUUUUUUAAAAAAGUCACUAGC